Messenger RNA from Hypoxylon trugodes, 561 nucleotides. RefSeq lists its product as uncharacterized. NCBI's taxonomy places the organism in Eukaryota, Fungi, Ascomycota, Sordariomycetes, Xylariales, Hypoxylaceae. The coding region runs from base 157 to 498 and encodes 113 amino acids. The transcript has 3 exons. The record is from RefSeq and is a predicted model, not a curated record.
GGCGGGAAGUGGGUCCCUUCGCCGCUCCCCCACCACCAAAAAUAGCCCCUCUAAAGGCUUGCAUCGUACCCGUCGACAUUCUCCCACAUAUAAACAGCCUUCGACCUGGAGUAUUCCCAAAUCUCUCAUUUAUUCAAACUCUGCUCUCAGCCUACAAUGGCGCAACGUGUCAACCCAUCCCCAGAGCUUGUCAAACUGUUGGCGAGGAUCUCUCAAUUGAGCCUUGACGAUGCCACAAUCACAAAGGUCGAGCUCAAAUCGAAAGAUGGCAGACCGGCAAAAAUGCAAGUGUCCCGCAUUGACUGGCCUUCCGAGCAUAACGCGAUUGUUGAACAGGCCACGCAGAAGGCUGUUGACGAAACGAAAGCUCAGAUCAAACUAUUAGCGCCGCAAUGUCAGGAGUGGUUUGCGAAUACUCUCCUGCUUGAGGAGGGUAGUCUGCGGCCGAAAGAAGCCUGGCGAACCCGAAGAAUGGAGGACGCAGCUGUACAUACUUGAAUCUAACAUGUGUAUUCGAGUGAUGGAGGGGAAGUUACUGUAUAUCUCGGUGUUGUGCAGAGA